UCGUCCUUCCACGCGAGUUUCCACUUCGAUCAUAUACGCGUCGUUCUCUUUACGUUCUCUCUUUCUCUCUCUCUCUCUGUCUGUCUGUCUUUCUGCGGGAAAACGUUGAGGAAACUUCCGAUCGCCUCUCCUUCCUUUUUAUCUCUGUCUUCUCUGCGACAGCUUAGCCGACUGACACAGUCUGCUCUUCGAAACUUCUUCAAACGAGAGACCGUUUAGUUUCUCGCGCUCGGUAUCGCAAAUGCGGUAGUACGCGUCUAGCAAUUUCGCGUCUUGCACCGCAGUUUCCAGCGACGAUGGUGCGCGACGGAGCUGGUUUUCGAUAGAUCGGUGUGAUCGGCGCAAGAAUACUCUUUUCGUUGGAUUACGCGCGCGUUGGCUUGUCUUUCGUUCCGUAGAUAAUCAUCGCGCGACAAUGAUAAUCGAGAUUUUAGCAAACGAAAGAUUCUUCGUGUCUGUCAGAUUCUUCGUACUGUGGUUUCGACCGCGUACCGACAGCAACCAACCGCGAACGCCAUGAACCACGUUCUUCCGUUCUCCGCUGGUCAUCUCAUUAGCAGAAACGCGACACUCGAUACGCAUCGAUUAAAAUUAGUCGACGAUAUCGGCGAAACUGGCAACACAACGUCGUCCGACGUGGUGGAAACAAUGCGUGGAGAGCGCGCAGCUAACGUCGCGUCGGCUACUUCUGGCAAUACACGGUGAUUCGAUAACGCUGCAGUCCCGGUGCCGGAUCGUUCCAAUUUAUCAAUUUAUCUUUUUCCAUUUUCUUCGCGCACGUUCCUUCUCUUCGAUCAGUCGUCCCCCCCGGCCAAUUUAAUUUUCCUAACGCGUCUGCGACUGGUUUUUUGCAUCGUAACCGUGCGACCCUUUGCACGCCGGAUGCCACUCGUAUGCAAAUAUAACUUUUACGAUCCACGGCGGGCAGAAAAUUCAGCCGUUUAAAUUCCAGGCGAAUAGUUGGUCGGCCAUCGUAUUACCAUCGAUUCUUUGCAAAAAUAUAUCGCGUCGAAGAAGCAGCCCGCGAGAUAUCUCGUCCGCGCUUAAGGAAAUUAGUCGGCCACUUGAUAGAGAUUCGCAAAUUUAACGAUAAACUACGAACCGUAGGCGCCACGCUGUUGUCCGAUAAUCGGAUUUCUUGCUCGCAAGAGUAUCGUUACGCUUUCAUCGAAAGGAAAAUUCAUUUUCCGAUAUGAAUGGGCUUUGCUCGUGAUACGCGAAGCCUUCGUUUAUUUCGUUGGACUGGCGCGUUCAUCCAACGUCGACUUCUGCCUUCCAAUGUUUCCUCGAAUAAUACACUUCGAUCUUUGUGAUUUCUCAUUUACUUUCCAACAAAAUCGAAAGUUACGACUUCCUCGAUGCUUCGCGAUAAGCGACUGGUGUGUAGGAAACGAGAGAAAAGCACGCAUUCCGAGUAUUGUUCGCGACCACAGAACGGAGUGAGCUAAGGCCAAGGGUAGUCGCCGGGUCUCGGUUGACCCUGCAGGUUGAGCUGAAUAAUUGAAGGCGGCACGGCUAUACUUUAAACUCGAUAAGCGUGGCAACAGGCAUGCUCGCUUCUAAAAACGUUUCCUAGCGUUUACGUCGACACGGUGGCGCCUAAUUGUCACGAUACGGCGAAACAUCGUGUUCCGCGAUCACGAACAACCGUUGCCCCUGUGUCGAGCAACGCUUUUUCUUCUUCGUUGAGAUUGCGGUAUCGAUGACUGGAAAUAGAUCGGUCGUUAGUCGAAUCAUGCUAAUUAUCCGGGGAUUAUAACUUACGUAACAUCGCAAUUCCGUUAUCCUUUACCUAAGGAAACGUUGCUGAAUAAUGCAACAAACAACGAAGCAAUUAUUCUCAGAUAGGAUAACGCAAUAACGGAAAGCGAAUAGCAAAACAACAGUCUGUGUGCGAGCUGGGAAUUACGUUGCUCGACGGAACGCAUUUGCCGAUUCGACGAACUUCGAUCGAAAUUCAUUCGCUCGGUGCUUCUCGAACGAACAGAAAAAUGGAAAAUUCCUGCGUGGAAUCUCGGAACGAUGCGACGAUCGGGUCAACGAUCUACCGAACGCAUUAAGCGAUCGCCGUGCGAUUUAAUCGUUUCGUUCGAUUCGCAAAUCACCGUGAACGUCGUUUAACAACCGCGAUCGUUUCUCGCUAUUUUUCCUAUCGUUUCAUACGACUUGCGGCUAUAAACAGCCGCUCGGAUCAUUCCACUUUCAACACGUACUUUCUACUUGCACCAGGCACAGUGAUUUCAUCGCAGCGUUAAACGAAGAUCUUCUCGCUGUACUUCGUCCAAGCAGUUUAAAAACCAUUUUCCUAUUUUCAUCGCUCUCUUCUCUUCGCCAUUUCUGGGUCACACAUCUACCGGAGCUGGUGUGACGCGCGAGUUCCUUCGGCCAACCGAAUAUAAACCAAGAGCCUUUCAACGCGAGACAGAGUCUCGUCCGUGGUGUUCGCUUGCCAACGAAUCUGAGCGACUAUCAGCUGCUACAUUUUCAAAGAGGAAAAUCAUACGAGCGCGAGCCGGCAAACUCGAAGCAACCUCGAGACAACGUGCAGGAUUUCCCACGAGACCGUUGGUUGUCUGAUCCGCAAAAGAGAAAGUGGACAAAGGGACGGACAUUCUCGCGCUUUCUUUCCUUUCUAUAGACACGUUUCAAUUAUUUUGGAAUAAACUCGGCCGGUUGUCCUUCGAAGAACGCGAAAGAUGCAAAACGGCCGGUGAGACGGUUUUGGUGUUGGAAGAUACAGAGGAAAAUUAGAAAGCUACAGCGCGGGCAAGGUUGAUCGUCGCGAAGCGAAAGAAGUCUGCGGGGAAACAUGGGGAAGAAGAACAGCAAGCUGAAACAGGAUACCAUCGAUCGACUCACCAAUGACACGUAUUUUACCGAGAAGGAGAUUCGACAAUGGCACAAAGGAUUCCUGAAAGACUGUCCCGAUGGCCUGCUGACGGAACAGGGUUUCAUAAAGAUCUACAAGCAGUUCUUUCCACAAGGCGAUCCAUCGAAAUUUGCCACGCUGGUUUUCAGAGUGUUCGACGAGAACAACGACGGCACGAUAGAGUUCGAAGAGUUUAUAAGGGCGCUGUCGGUAACGUCGCGCGGCAAUCUGGACGAGAAACUUCAUUGGGCGUUUCGGUUGUACGACGUGGACAACGACGGUUUCAUCACGAGGGAGGAGAUGUACAAUAUCGUCGAUGCGAUGUACGAGAUGGUGGGGCAACAGCCGCAGGCGGAAGACGAGAACACGCCACAAAAGAGGGUGGACAAGAUCUUCGAUCAAAUGGACAAAAACCACGACGACAAAUUAACCCUGGAAGAGUUCCGGGAGGGUAGCAAAGCCGAUCCUAGAAUCGUGCAAGCGUUGUCAUUAGGCGGCGAGUAACCUCGAGCCCCGUCGAGACCGCACCGUGCGUCGUCGAUCGUUUCAAGCCGGACGAUCGUCUCGUCACUUCGGUCCGGUCGUCGAAACGGAUAGAGAGAGAAAUCGAUCGCUCGAACAGAUAAGGAAAACGGGCGGCUCGAUAACCAUAAGUAAGCAGUCCGGCGUACACGCAUACGUAGGUAGCACAUAAUGCGAAUCGACAUGACGCGAUCCUCUCUCUCCCUUCCUCUCUGCACUUUGUUUGUGCGAACGACAACAGGGACGGAUGACAAAAUCAGGAAAAAUCGAGUCCUCGGGAAAUUGACUUUAACACGUUGACUGCCGCGCGUGUUUUCAAUGAAAUCUCCUUCAGGCCACGAGUGUGGCAUAGAUUACUCUGACCAAAUGGUUUUUUAUGCCACCACAAUUAGAAAGGGAAUCAAAUGGUACGGAAAACUUGGCGUUCAACUUCUUCUGGCAAUUUCUGUUGUACAAGCUUUGACGGUUUACAAAAUUGCAACAAGGAAGAAUAUAAAUAUUGGAAGAUUUAGAGAAUUGUUAACUGCAAAAUUAUUACGGUUGUCUCAGAAUACGAAAAAUCAUUGUCUUCGACGGAGUCAGCACAAUAUCGCCGUUCGGAAAAAUGAUUCCGGAAGAAUCAUUAGACGCGCGUGCGAACUAUGUUACGCAGAUAAAAGACGUCGAACGGAUCGAUCAAAGACACGAGAGACUUUAAAGAAAACAAUAACUUAUUGUUCAAAUUGACCCGACAACCUCAGUUUUGUGUAGAAUACUUUAAAG
Molecule: messenger RNA, 4153 nt
Organism: Bombus terrestris (buff-tailed bumblebee)
Lineage: Eukaryota; Metazoa; Arthropoda; Insecta; Hymenoptera; Apidae
Product: frequenin-1
Exons: 8
Coding region: 2810-3373 (187 amino acids)
Molecular function (GO): calcium sensitive guanylate cyclase activator activity; calcium ion binding
Source: RefSeq, a predicted model, not a curated record